Molecule: messenger RNA, 2437 nt
Organism: Corylus avellana
Lineage: Eukaryota; Viridiplantae; Streptophyta; Magnoliopsida; Fagales; Betulaceae
Product: pollen receptor-like kinase 3
Biological process (GO): protein phosphorylation
Molecular function (GO): protein binding; protein kinase activity; ATP binding
Source: RefSeq, a predicted model, not a curated record
UCCAACCUCAACAAAACGGAAAAAAUCAACCCUCUCUCCUCACAUAACCACGCAAAUCUCUGCGAACAGCGGCUCCUUUCUCUCCGUCUACGCCUCAGCAAUGGCCGCUGUUCGCCCUCUCUUUCUCCUCCUCUUCUUCUUCUUUCUCUUCCCUCUCCGCUCCCUCUCCCUCGACUCCGACAACCAGGCUCUCCUCGCACUCAAGCAAUCCUUCACCCAUUCUGACGCCUUGACUUCCUGGCUUCCCAACUCCUCUCCCUGCUCCGCCAAGUGGUUUGGUGUCAUUUGUUUCGACGGUUCCAUCACCGGCCUCCAUCUCACCGGUUUAGCCCUCUCCGGAAACAUCGACGUCAACGCUUUAGCUCAACUCCGCGGCCUUCGAACCAUAAGCUUCGUCAACAACUCAUUCACUGGUCAGAUCCCCCAAUUUCACACCCUUGGCGCUCUCAAGUCUCUCUUAUUAACCGGCAACCAGUUCUCCGGCCAGAUUCCCGCCGAUUACUUUUCCAAUCUCACUUCCUUGAAGAAAGUCUGGCUCUCUUACAACCAAUUCACCGGAACCAUACCGGAAUCUGUCACCCAUCUAUCCCAUCUCAUAGAACUCCAUUUCGAGCACAACAAACUAACGGGCCGCAUCCCUCCUAUGAAACAAACCUCGUUGAAACAACUUGAUUUGUCGCACAACAUGUUGGAAGGUGAAAUCCCUCAGAGCUUGUCCAUAUUCGACCAGAAUUCGUUUAAAGGGAAUGAAGGGCUCUGCGGAAAGCCCCUGCUCAAGGUUUGCACAGAGAAUGAUAAUGAAACAGCAUUAACGCCAAUGCCUGCCGAUGAUGAUGAUAAUAAUAAAAACGAUCACAAAAACGACACCGCCUUAGUGCUUUUGUUCUUUGCCAUUGUAGCUUUUCUCUUCAUGUUCUUUGCGUGCGGGACUUGCUCGAAGCGCAGGGACGACGAAUUCAGCGUGCUCGGUAGAGAGAAAAUGGCAGACGACCCGGUUGUCCAAGUGCACGUGCCGAGCUCGAAUCGGAGCAGGGCGACGGCGGACUACUCGAGCCGGAAAGGGGAUUCGAAGAAAGGGUCAACCAAUAAUAAUGGAAAGAGCGGGAUAAGUGAUCUUAUCAUGGUGAAUAAUGACAGGGGUGCGUUUGGGUUGCCGGAUUUGAUGAAGGCGGCAGCGGAGGUGCUCGGGAACGGCGGGUUGGGGUCGGCCUAUAGGGCGACGAUGGCUAAUGGGUUGUCUGUGGUGGUGAAGAGGAUGAGGGAGAUGAAUAGGUUGCAGAAAGAUGGGUUUGAUGAACAGAUGAUGUGGUUUGGAAGACUAAGGCACCGGAAUAUCUUGACCCCUUUGGCUUACCAUUUCCGGCGAGAGGAGAAGCUCUUGGUCUCUGAAUACAUUCCCAAAGGCAGCUUAUUAUAUCUUUUACACGGUGAUCGUGGAAUUAGUCAUGCGGAGCUGAAUUGGCCUACACGUCUGAAGAUUAUCAAAGGAAUUGCACGUGGAAUGGGGUUCCUCCACACUGAGUUUGCUUGUUAUGAUGUGCCCCACGGAAAUCUAAAGUCCAGCAAUGUUCUUCUGGGUGAAGAUUAUGAGCCACUCCUAAGUGACUACGCAUUUAAUCCACUCAUCAACACCACACAAGCAAUGCAAGCAUUGUUCGCCUAUAAAUCCCCUGAAUACGCAAAAUACCAGCAACUGUCUCCAAAGUCUGAUGUUUAUUGCCUAGGGAUCAUCAUUCUUGAAAUCCUUUCCGGGAAAUUCCCCUCUCAAUAUCAUAACAAUGGAAAGGGUGGCAUUGAUGUUGUGCAAUGGGUGCUAACGGCGAUGUCAGAAAACAGAGAGGAAGAAGUGAUCGAUCCGGAGAUGGCGAGCAGCACAAAUUCAGUCAAGCAGAUGCUGCAGCUCCUCCAAAUCGGGGCUGCUUGCAUUGAAAGUAAUCCAGAGCAACGGCUAGACAUGAGGGAAGCCAUUAGAAGGAUAGAAGGUGCACAAGUUUAAGCUAGGCAGCAUGCAUGCAUGCCAAUUUGCUAGUUCCAUAAUUCACGUGCAUGGGUUUGUAAUUAAAUCCCAUGCAUGCAUAUAUAUAUGCAUGCUCCAUUAAUGCUCAUGAUGAUGAUGAUGAUGAUGAGCAAUAGGAGAAUGGAAGCUUGGAAGAUGGAUCAGUUGGAUCGGGUAAUGAUGACUGCUCGCAGUGAAUUGAAUUGAAGUAGUGAAGAAGUAGGAAAAGGGAACCAAAUCUGCAAAGUUUGAAGAGAGGAACUCUCUAAUCUUAAUUUUUCUUUUUCUUUUUCUUUUUUGAUGCAAACUGAGAUGGCUUAAUUUGAGCCUUUCUUUCAAAACGCAAGCUGAGAUCUAAUCUACUAGGAGUUCAUUAAUUUCAAUGAAAGGUCCUCUAGCUAGACCCUCAAUUAAUCUUGCUUUAAUUAGCUAUGUUGAUAA